Molecule: messenger RNA, 3014 nt
Organism: Sciurus carolinensis (gray squirrel)
Lineage: Eukaryota; Metazoa; Chordata; Mammalia; Rodentia; Sciuridae
Product: interferon-activable protein 203-like
Exons: 10
Coding region: 843-2588 (581 amino acids)
Biological process (GO): activation of innate immune response; cellular response to interferon-beta
Molecular function (GO): double-stranded DNA binding
Source: RefSeq, a predicted model, not a curated record
UGCUGACUUAUUUUCCUAACUCAAAAAAAUCACUGCUUCUUGCAUUACUGAAGAUCUCAAGACCUGGACUACUAUUGAAGAAAUUUCCAGGGAGAAUCACAUGAUAUAAUGAAUGCACAGAAGAAAACAGAAGUAAGAUGCAGAUCACUCAAAGUCUUCCAGAUAAUUGAAGGAGUCAGGAAUAUUUUUUAAAAGAAAUUAAGGAACUAUUAAAGAAUUUCAGCAGUAUUGUGCUGGGGGUAAUAGAGAAAAAAUUGACUCUAUGAAAAAUCUAAAGAACUUAAGCCUGAAAGGAGAAAAAUCAAGCAACUAUUGAAAUAAUUGUACCAAUAAAUACUGUGACCCUACAAAUAAAGCUUGUAGAUAUUCAGCAAGUGACAGCAAUGGGGCACAGAGGACACAGAAUGCAUGCUCCAACACCAGAGAGACACGGUGCUAAUGAGAACUGGUUAGGGAGCAGCCAAGUGGACAAGGGUCAGGAACUGAGCCUGGAAGUGGAGUGCAGCAGCAGAUGGUCAUACCUUGGUAGGUGAGAGGCUGCACCCAUUGGCAGAGCAGCCACUUCAUGCAUAACAGCCCAGCAGAGAGUCAGAACAGGGAUAGCCAGGGAUAGGCUACAGGUCCAAGAGAGAAGGAAAGGGAAGCCAGGGACUCUGACCCCAGCCAGCCCUCAGACUAAGCCCUGCCAUGACUGCCUAUUUCCAGACCUCCUUUGACCACACCCACCACUGAAUCCACUCAGCUAUGAUCACUCACAGGGAAGAAUUUCUUAGAAAUGUUUACAGCAGCAUCUCUCUACCCAUUUCCACAGCUAUACCUCUGGCUCAUCCAUAACUUGAGAGAUGGUGAACGAAUAUAAGAAAAUAGUUCUGCUGAUAGGGUUAGAGGCCAUCAAUGAUUAUCACUUUAGACUAAUUAAGUCCUUAUUGGCCAAAGAUUUAAAACUGACUAGAAAUAUGCAAGAUGAUUUUGACAGAAUUAGGAUUGCUGACUUGAUGGAAGAGAAGUUCCAAAAUGACGCUGGGCUGAGAAAACUGAUAGCAGUGUGCAGAGACAUACCAGCACUUGCAGACCUCGCCGAAACUCUCGAAAAACGGAGGUUGAAAGUUAAAAGAAAAUCCAAAGGGGAAAGAAAAUCUACAGUGAAAAAAGGUCAGCAGGAUGAAACUACUACUGCCCCUUCUACAUCCCCAACAAAACCAGAUUCGGAACCAGAAUCAAAGGAAGAGAUCCCUUCAUUGAAGGAAAACAAAAUCAAGAAAUCUGAAGACCCUGAGGGAAUGCAGCUUCCCCGGGAGCAGAGGCAGUCUCUAGCACCUUCAGCAACCAGCAAACAGAAAACUGAGGGCUGUCCCCAGACUCCUCAUGGGCAUCCACCAACACCAUUCAGCAGUCCUCCAAUCAAGGGACCCAAGCGUAAGAAGUCUGUAUCUUUCAUGAAUGAGGAAGAAAAAAAUUUUUCAAAUCUUCAGGAGGUUCAGGAAAUGGAUGACACAAACAACCAAACACAUGAUAACGUGAAGGUACAGGAAUCUCAGGGACAGUGUCAACUCUCAGAACUGUCAGAAGUUGGCACACAAACAUCUGUGAGUAUGUUCCACACGUUGGAGACGUCUCCCAGAAAACCAUCUGGCAGUCUCCAGACUCCUCAGAUGCCUCCAACAGCACCAUCUGGAAGAACCCACACUACGGAUUUAUCUCCAACAUCAUCCAGAGAAAUCCAGAUGCCACACUUAAAGAUAACAUCAUCUUCAACGUCAUCCAGCAGAAUGCAAACUCCUCAGUUAUCUCCAACAUCAUCCAGCAGAAUCCAGACUCCACAUGUGCAGCCAGCAGUAUCAUCCACCAGUCUCCAGACUCCUUCAGUGUCUCCAACAUCAUUCAGCAGUUGCUUACUCAUGAAUCGAAGAUUGACAACUAUACCUAAAGAAGCUUCCAAAGAAUGUGGCUACCAGAAGGGCCCCAAAGAAGUGAUGGUGUUGAAAGCAACAGAAUCAUUUACAUAUGAGUUCAAAGAAUGUGAGAAAAGAAUGUUUCAUGCUACAGUGGCUACUGAGAGUGAAUUCUUCCGUGUGAAAGUUUUUGACAUCAGCUUGAAGGACAAAUUCAUCCCAAGGAAGGUUAUUGCCAUAUCAGAUUAUAUUGGCCGCGAUGGGUUCCUGGAGAUAUAUAGUGCUUCAAGUGUGUCUGAUGUGAGCACUAACAGAAAGAUGGAGAUCUCAUACAGGCUGGUUCAAAUUGCCAAUGGGACUCCUAAAAUUGAAUAUCUUUGCUCACAAUGUACAGUAAAAUACGUGAAUGGGGUGUACACAGUGUAUAAGAAAAAUGUGAGGGAAGAUUGUACUUAUUAUGAAAUACAAGAUAAUACAGGGAAGAUGGAAGUUGUGGUGCAUGGACGGCUGAUCUAUAUCAACUGUGAGGAAGGAGAUAAACUUAAACUCUUCUGUUUUGAAUUGGCCUUCAAUGAAGAUAAGUGGCAGCUGAGGUCUGUAAAGCACAGUUACAUCAAGGUUAUCAAGGCCAGGAAAUUCAAGACAGGACCACUCAAUGCUGACUCACAUAGGGAAUCUUCACAGGAAUCUCCCUAAAUGCCAGUGCACCAUUGAUAACAAUGUUCACAGAGAUAAGAUCCAAGUACUGAAAAAAGAUACAUGUAUAUACAUAUAUAUAUGAAAUAUACAUAUAAAAUCCAGCUUUUGUGCUGAGGAUAUAGUUCAGUGUUAUAGUGCUUUCCUUGCAAGCAUGAGGCUGUGAGUUCAAUCCCCAGUACCACAAAAAUAAAUAGGAGUAAUAAAUGAAUAAAAACAAAAAUAGCACUUAAUUCUAAGUGGGAAUUACAAGUGUUUUUGUCCUCUACUUUUUUACAUUUUCUAAAUUCCAUAUUUUGCAUCUAUAACUUCUAUAAUUGUUUUUAAAUUAAUAAUAUUUUUCAAGAGCAAUGGUAGGCUCUAGUCACAAUUAAAUAGGCUAUAACCUGCUCAAAAAAAAAAAAAAAAAAAAAAGGAGGUAGAAGA